Molecule: messenger RNA, 633 nt
Organism: Morus notabilis
Lineage: Eukaryota; Viridiplantae; Streptophyta; Magnoliopsida; Rosales; Moraceae
Exons: 2
Coding region: 33-455 (140 amino acids)
Source: RefSeq, a predicted model, not a curated record
UAUGAGAGAGAAGGUACUUGGUUGAAAAGAGAAUGGCCUGCAUAGGUGUAGUUGGUGGUGGUCUUGUAAGCGGAAACACAAGGACAAGGUCUUAUUGCUCCUUAUCCUCUGGGAAUUCAACAAGCAGACGUGUGGGUACUGCUGUGGUGAUAAGGGCAGAUUCCAUGGCUACCGAGAAACUUGGAAUCAAGAUUGAGAAGAACCCUCCAGAAUCCAAGCUCGCCCAAUUGGGUGUCCGAAAUUGGCCCAAAUGGGGUUGCCCUCCAAGCAAAUUCCCAUGGACAUAUGAUGCCAAAGAGACAUGCUAUCUGCUGGAAGGAAAAGUGAAGGUAACUCCUGCGGGAUCCACCGAGUCUGUAGAGAUUGGUGCUGGGGAUUUGGUGGAAUUUCCCAAAGGAAUGAACUGCACUUGGGAUGUCUCUGCUGCUGUGGACAAGCACUACAAUUUUAGCUAGUUAGUUGCUACUCUAAUGUUGUUAUACAUGACAUGGUUUAUUACAAAUUAUAAACACUACUCUUUGAGGGUAUAUUGGCUAUAGACCUAUAUCACGAAGCAUUUAACUAUAGAUCUUGAAUUGUGUUUGUGUUAUAAGUUAUGUAAAUAUCUACUGUGUGUUGUGCUUAUUGUAUCAC